CAGCCGAACGUUUGCCGCAAGUUUUGCAAUCUGAGUUUCCGACAAUUUUUGGUGUUAUUUCCCCGCAUUUCGUGCUGCAAAUAUGUCCAACAUUAACCUGAGUUCGAUAUCAAGUGCACUCGACGAAGCACCAACCAAAACGGGUGUUAGUUUUUUGGGAAAGGCCCUAAAAUGGGAAACCGAAGCCGGAGCCAAGGAACUGAUCGACGCCAUCGAGACAUGUGCCAGUCUGCAGUUCCUGAACCUGGAGGGAAACACGCUCGGUGUGGAGGCCGCCCGGGGAAUUGCCAAAGCGCUGGAAAAACAUCCGGAGUUGAGGGAAGCACUGUGGAAAGAUCUGUUUACUGGCCGGAUGAAAACGGAAAUCCCAAUGGCACUUAAGGUAAUGGGUGAAGGAAUGAUCACGGCUGGCGCUCAACUGACGGUGCUGGACUGUUCAGACAACGCCUUGGGACCAAACGGGAUGACCGGAUUGGUUGACUUACUACAAAGUACGACCUGCUACACACUUCAGGAAUUAAAACUGAAUAACUGCGGCUUAGGUAUCACGGGAGGGAAAAUGUUAUCCAAAGCGCUUUUGGCAUGCCAUCAGGCCAGUUAUAAGCUAGGUAAACCCCUACCUUUGAAAGUGUUCAUCGCCGGACGAAACAGGUUAGAAAAUGAUGGAGCCAAGGCACUGGCGGAGGUUUUCGGAGCCGUCAAGACCUUGGAGCACAUCGAGAUGCCUCAGAAUGGAAUCUAUCAUCCAGGAAUUACGGCUCUAUCGGAAGCAUUCAAGCAGAAUAAGAAUUUGAGGGUGCUGAACUUGAAUGAUAACACCAUUAGACCAAAAGGAGCUGCUGCCAUCGCUGAAGCUAUUUAUGAACUUGAAUAUUUGAAGGAAAUCAAUUUCGGAGAUUGUCUUUUGAAGACGAAAGGAGCUCUUCUCCUUGGGGAAGCCUUGCAGGAGGCUCACACGGACAUAAUGGUGCUGAAUUUUGGUUUCAACGAAAUUGGUCCAGAGGGCGGAUACGCGAUUGUGAAUGCUACUUAUAACAAAGAUAACUUAACAUCGUUGAUUCUGGAUGGAAAUCAGUUUGGGUACGACUGCCGAGUACAGUUGAAGGAUACUUUGGGUGAAUACGGUCGAUUGGAUACCCUUGGUUCACUGGACGAAGAUGAUUCCGAAGGAGAAGAGGAGGAAGAUGAGGACGAAGGAGAAGAAGACAUUGAAGAGGAGGAAGAGGAAGAGGAGGUAGAGAAUGCUGAAGGUGAAGAUACGGAGGAAGAGGAAAGUGACGCUGGUGAGUCCUUCCAGAAGGAAGCGAAGGAAUCCAUCCAAAUUUCUAAAAUAACAUCAACCGAGCCGGAAAUUCGAAACUUGUUGGCAGAGAACAACAACGCUACAACGAUAGACUUGGAUCAAUCCCUUCCCAACACGGUGGAAGCCUACUGUCAGACUCAUUACCCAUCUGAGACCAUGUUCAACUCGCUGGAAGAGCCAAACAAGGCGGAAGCAUUCCGAGAGUAUUUCAGAUCCCUGCCAGACGAAGACUAUCUGGUAUAUUUAGCGUUCACCAUUCUUAAACUGUCGGAAAUUUCCGAGAAGAGCAAAGAAGCGCUGGAAGUUUCCGAGGCUCUUUUUGCCGAUGCCUACGAGUAUGCCAAAACCAACAACCGACUCAAGAGUUUGAGGAACUUCUUGCUCAUCCAGCUGGGACUGCUGAAGUGCGAAGAAAGAUCAUUCAAACCCGGAUACAAUAUGCAGGGGUGCCGUCAUGCACUAAAAAAUGCCAUCACUAAGAACAUCGUGCCCGAGGAGGAACAGGGUUUCUUCAAAGUGUUCUUGGAACAUCGAGGUUGAGGUAAGAAUGCGUUUUAAUCAUUAUUCUGUAUGAACAUUUGAACUAUUAUAUUAUGAUUAAUAAUUUAAAA
Messenger RNA from Ochlerotatus camptorhynchus, 1914 nucleotides. It is a transcript of the gene RanGAP, whose product is annotated as Ran GTPase activating protein. The record is from RefSeq and is a predicted model, not a curated record. Lineage: Eukaryota; Metazoa; Arthropoda; Insecta; Diptera; Culicidae. Gene Ontology annotation, biological process: nucleocytoplasmic transport; signal transduction; activation of GTPase activity. Bases 83 to 1843 code for a protein of 586 amino acids. Gene Ontology annotation, molecular function: GTPase activator activity; small GTPase binding. The transcript is spliced from 3 exons. Gene Ontology annotation, cellular component: perinuclear region of cytoplasm; nucleus; cytosol.